This is a messenger RNA of Medicago truncatula (barrel medic), 2239 nucleotides long. Its product is annotated as probable E3 ubiquitin-protein ligase RHC2A. The transcript has a single exon. Gene Ontology annotation, molecular function: ubiquitin protein ligase activity. Gene Ontology annotation, biological process: protein ubiquitination. Bases 350 to 1567 code for a protein of 405 amino acids. The record is from RefSeq and is a predicted model, not a curated record. NCBI's taxonomy places the organism in Eukaryota, Viridiplantae, Streptophyta, Magnoliopsida, Fabales, Fabaceae. Gene Ontology annotation, cellular component: cytoplasm.
CAUAACAAAGCUCAAGCCAUCCAGCCGAUACAGAGAAAACGUUUACCUAUCUGUCGUUUGGAUACCAUCCAACUGCAUAACUCCACGUGUCACAUAAAUAAAAGCGUUGUAGACACGCCAACAAAUCAAUACGCGCUUUCUUUGUUAUCUUCGACACAUCAUCUUUCUCUCCUCUCUCCCAGAAACCCAUAACCCUUUCAAUUUCAUUUCAACCAUUUUUUCAAUUUUUUUCUCCCCUUUUCAAAAAUAAUAAUACCACAUCCUCUAUUAUUAUUUCUCCUUUAUUCAUUUGAAUUUUGAUCUUACAAGAGAUCUGGUAAUUAUUAUUACUAGCGUUUAGACGGGCACUAUGUCAGAGACAACAUCUUAUUGGUGUUAUAGAUGCAAUCGUUUUGUAAGAUUAAGCAGACAGGAAACCGUCGUCUGCCCUGAUUGCGACGGCGGUUUCCUCGAAGAAAUUGAACAACCUCCACAAGUUGAUUCCCGCCGCCGACGUUUCCCAGCCGCCGCCAUGUACAUGAUCGGUCAACGUCCAAAUUCAGAUCAUAAUCAUAAUGGUUCUCGUCCAUCUUUCCUCCGUAGAACCCGCCGCAACGGUGGUGACCGGUCACCUUUCAAUCCGGUCAUUGUCCUCCGUGGCGGUGGCUCAACAGAGGCAGCCACAGAAGCCGGUAACAACGGUGGAGGAGAAAGAGGAGAGAGCCGUGGGUUUGAGUUAUUUUAUGAUGAUGGUGCUGGUUCUGGUUUAAGACCAUUACCACCAAGUAUGUCAGAGUUUUUGCUUGGAUCUGGUUUUGAUAGAUUAUUGGAACAGCUUUCACAGAUUGAGAUCAAUGGUAUUGGAAGAUAUGAACAUCCACCAGCAUCAAAAGCUUCUGUUGAUUCAUUACCAACUCUUGAAAUUGAUAAUACUCAUUUGGAAAUGGAAUCACAUUGUGCUGUUUGUAUGGAAGCUUUUGAGUUAGGUACUGUUGUUAGAGAAAUGCCUUGUAAGCAUAUUUAUCAUCCUGAUUGUAUUUUACCUUGGCUUGCACUGCAUAAUUCGUGUCCGGUUUGUAGACAUGAGUUACCGACUGAUUCUGAUGCUGGAAAUGGUAAUCAAUUGCAAUCGCAAUCACAAUCACAAUCAUGGUCGCAGGUGGAGUCGCAGCAAUCGGUUGGUUUGAAUGAGGAAGAGAGUAAUGUUGGGUUGACUAUUUGGAGAUUGCCUGGUGGUGGUUUUGCUGUGGGGAGAUUUUCGGGUGGGAGGAGAGGUGCUGAGAGAGAGUUACCUGUUGUUUAUACUGAAAUGGAUGGUGGGUUUAAUAAUGGUGGUGAACCUAGGAGGAUUUCUUGGUCUUCUAGAGGGAGUAGAGAAAGACAAAGAGGUGGUGGUUUGAGAAGGUUUUUUGGGAGUUUCUUUGGUUGUUUUGGUGUUGGUGGUGGAGUUGGGAAUCAACGGUCUGUUAUGGGUAGAGAGUUGAGGUCUGUGAGGACCAAUUCGUCGCAUUCUUCAAAUAUGGAUCCCUCUCCGCGGUCGAGAAGGACUUGGUCUAUGGAUGUAAACAGUGGAAUGAGGUCAUGGUGAAUUAACUUAUUGGGGAGGCUAAAAAGCUUAACUUUGUUUUUUGCUUCCUGAAUAUAUGUUGAUCAAAGUCAAAGUACAUAAUGAUUAAUGAGAAUGAAUGAAUACAAGGUGCACAAGUGACAUUUGCUGCUGCAGAUAUACGAUAAAAUUAUGUGGGAGAUUAAUUUUGUAAUGUUGGAUGGAAAAUUGUAAUCGUAAGAUUCAUCAUUCAGCUGUGUUAGCAAUUGUCAAUGGGGAUGUAAUCAUGUGAUGCAGCAGCAAUGGAAGAAAAGCCAGAAAACAAUGAAGGGGAACUUAGUAGAAUGGCGAUCGGUGCGGUAUUUGUCUAUCUUUUGUGGGGGAAAGGGGUGGGGGACAUGAUGAUCAGUACCUUAUUUUUACAUUGAUUAUGAAAUGAUUCAACUGAAUCACAUAAGCACCUUCAUAUUGUUUUUUAUUUUGUGUCUCUCAUCAUUGAUAAACUUAAUCUAGCUUCAGUUUUACGAUCUUUCAAAUUAUGUUUGUUUGUAUUCUUUGUUACCUUCAAGAAUACAUAUUCAAAAGCAUGAUAAGCACACUGCCUUGAAUCGAUUGUCGCUGAUGGCAUAUAUCAUGCUUGGUUUUUUUGUUAGAAGGUCUCCAAAUCACCAUUAAGCAAAGCAAUCGAUAAUUCCAUAUUAUGGUUCAAGUCUA